AAAUCGAAAUGAUCAAGAUGAAAAAAAAAGUUUGCUAAAACUCAACAACAACAACUAAAUGGCUAUAUAUAAGCAUGUGUUUAAAAAUUCGUGAUUAUUGGUUGUCUGUUUUUUUUUCAUAUUUGCUUGUGUGUGUGUGUGUGUGUGUGUGUGUGUCCGUCGUGUGUGCGUGUUGUUUACAACAUCGAUCGUGUAUAUAUAUUGAAUUUUCGAAUUUUUUUUCCGUUUCGAAUAAUUCCUAAAAUAAUUCCAGAUUUUUUUUUUCAUUGUCCAUUCAAUCAUAUCCAUUAUUAUUAUCAUUUAUUCAUUAUGAUAAUGACAAUAGCUUUAUCAUUUACAACAAAAAAUAUAUCAAUAUUAUCGUCAUCAAGAAAAUGGUUAAUGUUUCGUUCGAAAUUAUUUUCAUCAUCAUCAAAACGAUUAUUAUCAACAUCAUCAUCAUCAUCUGGAACAAUGAAUAAUGAUAAUAAUGGACAAAUUCGUCAGGUAAAAUUGGCUUCCGAUAAAAAUAAACAGAAACCUAAACCAAACCUAAAGGUGACAUUCGAAUUGGAUGAUGGCCGUGAAUUAAUUGGAAAAGCUUGUGAUGGUGAUACAUUAUUGGAUGUUGUAUUGAAUAAUGAAUUAGAUCUGGAUGGAUUUGGUGCAUGUGAAGGUACAUUAGCAUGUUCAACAUGUCAUCUAGUUUUCAAACAAAAUGAUUUUGAUCGUAUACCGAAUAAAAUUACCGAUGAAGAAAUGGAUAUGUUGGAUUUAGCAUAUGGCCUUACUGAAACAUCACGUCUUGGUUGUCAGAUUUAUAUGACAAAAGAAUUUGAUGGACUUCGUGUAAAAGUGCCACCAGCUGUUAAUGAUGUUCGUUUACGGUGAAUAAAAAACGAACAAACAAACAAACAAAUGGAUUGUUUACAAAUAAUAAUAAUUUAGAUUAAUGU
Dermatophagoides farinae (American house dust mite) is the source of this 935-nucleotide messenger RNA. It is a transcript of the gene Fdx2, whose product is annotated as Adrenodoxin-like protein 2, mitochondrial Ferredoxin 2. Gene Ontology annotation, biological process: P450-containing electron transport chain. The record is from RefSeq and is a predicted model, not a curated record. Gene Ontology annotation, molecular function: 2 iron, 2 sulfur cluster binding; electron transfer activity. Gene Ontology annotation, cellular component: mitochondrion. Lineage: Eukaryota; Metazoa; Arthropoda; Arachnida; Sarcoptiformes; Pyroglyphidae.